Molecule: messenger RNA, 972 nt
Organism: Diaporthe amygdali
Lineage: Eukaryota; Fungi; Ascomycota; Sordariomycetes; Diaporthales; Diaporthaceae
Exons: 2
Coding region: 1-972 (323 amino acids)
Source: RefSeq, a predicted model, not a curated record
AUGGGCAUGAAGGAGAUCGGCAUCUUCCCGGCCUCGGGCGCCCUAGGCGGCAGCACCUAUCGGCACCUUCUCAAGCUGGUGCCCAACGACCACGUCACGCUCAUCAACCGUUACCCCGAGAAGGUGGAGGCGCAGCACCGCGAUGCGGGCGUGAGGGUUCGCAAGGCGUCAUACGAGUCGUCGCUUCAGGAGCUGGAGCUCGCCUUCAGCGGGCUGGACGUGCUGUUCCUGGUGUCGUAUCCCAGCCACGUGCACGAGUAUCGAGUGAAGGUGCAACUCCCAGCACUAGAUGCCGCCAAGCGCGCUGGGGUGAAGCACAUCUUCUACAGCAGUCUGGGCUUCGGCAGUGACGCGGCGAGCAAGUCGCUCAAGGCCGACUCCAAGACGGUCGUGAUGCAGGCGCACCUCGACAGCGAGGCACACCUGGCGUUCCUUGCCAAGACGGACCCCGGGUUUACGUACACAUCCAUCCGCGAGGGCCUUUACUCGGAGUCGUUCCCCAUCUACACGGCGUCCUUCGAUCCCAAGACUGCGGCGGACGGGUCAGAAGUGCAAAUCCCGCACGACGGCAGCGGCCGCGGCGUCAGCUGGGUCAAGCGGGACGAGCUGGGCGAGGCGAGUGCGAAGCUGAUCGCGCGAUACUGUGGGGUUGGCGGGCAGUUCCCUCAGCAGCUUGUCAAUGGCAAGGUGCUGCUCUCCGGGGACAGAGAGAUCAGCCUGAAGGAGACGGUGGAGAUCCUGGGUAAGACAGUCGGGAAGACUUUCAAGAUCCGACAGGUCAGUGUGGACGAGUACGUAAAGCUGCCGCAGGUAUUGGGCGUAUUUGGGUCCGAGGAGAAGUGUAGGACGUGGGCGGCUUCCUGGGAGGGCAUAAAGGAUGGCGAGGCGGCGCUGGUUACUAAGGAUCUGGAAGAGAUACUAGGGAGGAAACCGGAGGCAUAUGAGAAGACCAUCAAGGAGUUGUUGGCAUGA